This is a messenger RNA of Sinocyclocheilus anshuiensis, 1506 nucleotides long. RefSeq names its product cis-aconitate decarboxylase-like. Gene Ontology annotation, molecular function: aconitate decarboxylase activity. The record is from RefSeq and is a predicted model, not a curated record. NCBI's taxonomy places the organism in Eukaryota, Metazoa, Chordata, Actinopteri, Cypriniformes, Cyprinidae. The transcript is spliced from 7 exons. Gene Ontology annotation, cellular component: mitochondrion. The coding region runs from base 1 to 1488 and encodes 495 amino acids. Gene Ontology annotation, biological process: defense response.
AUGAAGCACAGAUCCACCAGAUACCUUUCUGCUAUUUCUGCUGCUCGAGGACUCCAUAAGUCUGCACUAGACGUGGCGGAGCGUCCUGCCCCUGAGGAAACAGUGACCAGCAGUUUUGGCAGGUUCAUUCAGAGCAUCCAGCCAAGGCAUCUGUCACCAACCGUGCUGCAGCGCAGCAAACGCAUGGUUCUGGACAGCAUCGGCGUUGGGCUUUUGGGAAGCACCACUGAUGUGUUUGAACUUGCCCUUCAGCAUUGCCAGCACAUGUACGCUCCUGAUGACGUCAGCUUCGUCUAUGGGCGCCAAGGCGUGAAGCUCUCUCCAACCCUCGCAGCAUUUGUCAAUGGAGUAGCAGCUCAUUCGAUGGACUUUGACGACACUUGGCAUCCCGCGACCCACCCCUCUGGAGCAGUACUGCCUGCCCUCCUGGCUAUAAGCGACAUGUUCCACAACAACAGCAAACCAAGUGGGCUUGACAUUCUAACCGCUUUCAAUGUGGGCAUCGAAAUCCAAGGUUGGCUGAUGAGAUUCUCCAACGAGGCUCACAACAUCCCUAAGAGGUUUCAUCCUCCCAGCGUGGUGGGCACUAUGGGCAGCGCAGCGGCCUGUGCUCGCCUCCUCUCUCUGGAUCGCAAUCAGUGCAGUAAUGCCUUGGCCAUCGCUGCAUCUUUGGCAGGUGCACCAAUGGCUAAUGCAGCAACGCAGUCCAAACCUCUCCACAUUGGUAACGCCUCGCGCCUGGGUCUCGAAGCAGCCCUGCUGGCAUCCCGUGGGUUGGAGGCAAGUCCUCUAGUGCUGGAUGCAGUACCCGGGGUCGCCGGAUUCAGUGCAUUCUACGAAGACUACGCACCGAACCCCAUUGCUUCCCUGGAGGAGCAUGAGCACAGCUUCCUCAUAGAGACGCAAGACAUCGCGUUCAAGCGCUUUCCCGCACACCUCGGCAUGCACUGGAUCGCCGAUGCCGCCGCUGUCGUGCACAAGACCCUGGUUGGUCUAAAAGGAGGCAGCGUUUCUCCAAACCUGGUGCAGGAAAUCCUGCUUCGGGUGCCGCUGUCCAAGUACAUCAACCGCCCAUUCCCGGAGACGGAGCACCAGGCACGCCACUCCUUCCAGUUCAAUGCCUGCACCGCUCUGCUGGAUGGAGAAGUCACGGUGCAGUCCUUCCAUCCGGAGGCCCUCCAGCGGCCCGAGCUCCUCGCGCUCCUCUCCCGUGUCCGUGUGGAGCACCCCCACGACAACCCGGCCAAUUUCAAUAUCAUGUACGGUGAGGUGGAGGUCACCUUGGUAAGUGGAGACGUCCUGCGAGGGCGCUGUGACACCUUCUAUGGUCACUGGAGGAAUCCACUUAGCCAGGAAAGCCUUCAGAAGAAGUUCCGCAGCAAUGCAGGCGCAGUUCUGUCCAACGAUAGGGUGGAGAGGCUGAUCGAAGCGGUCGAAGGCCUGGACCAUUUAGAUGACUGUAAACCACUGCUGGCUCAGCUGCAGUAAACAGCAUGCUGCUUUAUU